This is a messenger RNA of Acanthoscelides obtectus, 327 nucleotides long. Lineage: Eukaryota; Metazoa; Arthropoda; Insecta; Coleoptera; Chrysomelidae. The record is from the annotation of a GenBank genome assembly.
AUGAUUUCUGAUAUAAAAGCGUUUAUCAAAAAGCUUCAGUUUUGGGAACAAACUUUAAUCGAUGGCGACACCCGGCACUAUCAUGUUCUUUCAGAAAAGAUAUCACAAAGUCCAUUAGAACCAUGUGACAGUAAAUAUCAUGUAGAAAUAGUCUCUAACUUGAAGGAUGACUUCAAAAAUCGUUUCAAGGAUUUCAACGAAAUUGCUAUAGUGGCGCAAUUGGUUGUUUCACCCUUCAUGGAAAUUGAUAUCCAACAGUUUGCAACUUCUGUUACGCAGAAUUCUAGCGAAGAUACCGCUGCGACAGCAGUUGCAGUGAUUCAUUAG